AUUACUUUUGUACGUGACUAUAUAUCCAGAAAUGGCAGCUCUUCUUGCUCGCUCCUCGGCCUCCACGGCCUUCGCUGGGCGUCGCGCCAGUGGAGUUGCAUGCCCUCGCGCGCCCGUGUCGCCUGUUUGCAUCAGGCGCAGCGUGGUGUCAGUGCGCGCGUCGGCUGAGCCUUCUGCUCCCGCUAAGCCGGCUGGCAGCCAGGAGUAUGUGGAGGACAGCGAGUUCGCCGUCUCGAAGAUCUCUUUCGGGUCCAUCCUGACUCCCGUGGGUCUGGGCCUGCUGUUCUGGGGCUUCGGUGCCUACUUCCUGCUCCUCCCCGGCGCCGACCUAUCCUCGCUGUUCCUGAUCUAUGGUUUCCCUAUCAGCCUGCUGGGCUUUGCGCUGAGCUAUGCUCAGCUGAAGCCGGUGCCCUGCAAGACGACCAAGGCGGCGUUCGCGCUUCGUGAGAGCCAGAUGACGGACAUCCAGAAGCAGAUCCGCGAGGACGUGACCCGCUUCCGGUAUGGUGACGAGCAGCACCUGGAGGAGGCUCUGGACCGCAUCUUCAAGCCCACCCGUCCCGGCGGUGUGGCGCGCAAGUUCUUGCCCACCCUCAUAGGCAUCCGCGAGGAGGUGAUUGACAACGCCUACGCGCUGGUGCUGGAGUUCUCCUCCACGCUGGAUGAGGCCAAAUGGAACGAGUUCCAGCCCAAGAUCCAGUCCUUCUUCGGGCCGGGCAUCGUGGCCACCGUCACCAAGACGGGUGCAGGCGUGGAUGUGGCGCUCAUCUGCGACGGCAGCGGCGCCGGCCGCUCCGGCAAGGACAAGAAGGACGUGCUGCCCCCGCUUCUGCCGGGCCUGAAGGCGCGCCAACAGGAGUAAGCUUACUGAGGAUCACACAGCUCAGAAAGGAUAGCAAGGACUAUGAGGGGGUGCACCCGGCACUGGGAUGACGCCGUAGCGUCAUGGCAUUGAGCGAUUUUCUUACAGCUCACAGUUUUGGGGAGAGCGAGUCGUGUAUACCCAAAUGCUGGUCGGGCCGGAGGCGAGCGGCCGAGCGCUGGGACUAAAGUUCAGGUGAGCGCCCUGGGCACGCGGUGUUGGAUGUGUUCAUUGUGUAUGGUACGCUUGUGUGGUUGGUAUGGUCCAUGACCGCUGGUAGGGUCGCAUGGUUGAGUCUUUUGAGAGAGAUGUGUACACAUGAUGAACAAAACCAUGGCAGAAUGAGGGACUGGAACGUCCCUUCAAUCGUAAUACGAGGUCA
This is a messenger RNA of Chlamydomonas reinhardtii, 1244 nucleotides long. RefSeq lists its product as uncharacterized. The transcript has 7 exons. Bases 32 to 862 code for a protein of 276 amino acids. The record is from RefSeq and is a predicted model, not a curated record. NCBI's taxonomy places the organism in Eukaryota, Viridiplantae, Chlorophyta, Chlorophyceae, Chlamydomonadales, Chlamydomonadaceae.